AUGAGACUUUGCAAGCUUUUGUUACUAGCAUCUUCUCUCAUCGGAAUUACAUUAGCAAAUGAAGAGCACAAUUCAAAUCAGCUAUUUUCAGAAGCAAUAGAUAUCCUUAGCCACAUACCGCAGCAAAUUGAUAACAGACAAUACAAUGACGAAAAUCAAGUGGUCAUAGAACUGCCCAUGGAUUAUAGCUUUGAAUUACAGCAAGAGAUAUACCAAUUUGAGAUGAAGCACAUGUCACCUGAGUUGAAAAAAGCUAGUUUAUUGUUAGAAGAAAGCUCAUCCUUGAACAAUGUUGAUGCUACAUAUUUAUUAGCAGAAAUGAAUCUAUAUGGAAAUUACAGCUUCCCAAGGAAUGGAAGUUUAGCACUAAGCUACUACAAGAAAGUUACAGAACUUUCUCAAAAUUCAACUGCAUAUUUUACACUUGGAUUCAUAUACUCAACUGGGUUAUUUGGGGAAGUUGAGCAGAAUCAAGCGAAAGCCAAUUUGUAUUAUAACUCUGCAUUUGAUUUAGGGGACCUUAGAGCUGGUAUGGUUCUAGGAUAUAGAUAUUUGCAUGGUAUAUCAGUACCAAUGGAUUGUGGGUCUGCAUUAUACUACUAUAGAUAUGUUGCAAGCCAAUUAUCAGAAUAUCUCAAAAAAGGACCAAUUGGUGGACCUUCAAUUGAUAGUUUCUCUAUACGGAUAGCUGAUUUCCAAGGUGGUAUCUAUGGUAAAAAUGUUGGUGAAUCUCCUAGCUCCUUGCAUAGAAAGGCUUCAAGAUAUGAUGAAGUUUUGAUGGGAAGUUCAUUAAGCGCUGAAGAGUCAUAUUACGCUGCACUAUACAUCAAAGCUCUUGGAUACUAUGAAGGUAGCUAUGUAAAACCAAGAAAUUUCAAACGUGCUUUUAAAUUGAUACUUCAUGCAACUGAAAAGGGGUUGAAAGAGCUCGAUCUGUUGAGCAAAAUUGAACUCAAUUAUUUGGCUAGAUGUUUCCAGAAAGUUGGUCGCAUGUAUAUGAGAGGUGAAGGUGUUGAAAUCAAUUUUGACGAGGCUCUCAAAUAUCUUGAGAAAUCACUAGAGAUACAGCCACUUUCAGCAGCUUAUAAUGACUUAGGGUUGCUACAUGAAUUUGGUCCUGAACAUUUGAGAGAUCCAGCAAAAGCCAAAGAUUACUACACUAAAGCAUCUACAAACAGCCAUCCUAAUGGGUUAUACAAUAUUGGUAGAAUCUUGGCUAGUGCCGGAAGUCCAAAAGCGUUUGAAUAUAUACAAAAAGCUGCCUUUUCGAGUGAUACAAAUGCUAUCUACGAGUAUGCACAAACACUUGAAAAUGCUGAAGAUUUGGAUUCUUGUGAUAGAACUGUUAUGAGUUAUAAAGUUUUUUCAGAAAAGAUAGAGCCAGUUAUCUCUUCACUUGAAUGGGCUUUCAAUGAGCUGAUCUCCGGAAGAUCAGAGAAUGCAUUAAUUGGUUAUGCUAUGGCUGCCGAACAAGGAUUUGAAACUGCCCAAUCCUCAGCAGCUUACUUGUUGUAUCAACCACCAAUGUUGACAGAAGAGGCACCAAUUAUACCCGAGGAGAGAAAGAAAAUGGCCCUUGUUUAUUUAACAAGGUCUUCCAACCAAUUCAAUGUCGAUUCCACAGUUUUGAUGGGUGACAUCUAUUUUGCGGAUGGUGUGUAUGAUAGAGCUGUCGCAUGUUAUGAGGCCGCUUCAUCAAGAUUAUCAAGCCAUGCAAGUUGGAAUUUAGGGUGGAUGUAUGAAAAUGGUAAUGGUGUUGAACAAGAUUUCCAUUUAGCUAAAAGAUACUAUGACCUUUCUUUACUUGGACAUCCAAAGGCCUAUUUACCUGUUCAGUUAUCUUUACUAAAAUUAAGACUAAGAAGUUUCAUCAACAAUAUCACUGGUGGUAAAGUUAAUAGUAUAAGUGAUGGUGAGGUGAAAAGAACUUGGGCUGACUGGAAGGCUCUUUACAGAAAGAUCAGAAGUUCAAGCUCCAAUUUCUUUGACGACGAUAAUGACAAUCAAGCAACACAUCAAAAUGACUUGAAUGAUAUUGGCCCAGGAGGCAACAACAGAGAUGCUAAUAUGAUUGAUGAAGAUACCAGUGAAGACCUGGAUGCUAUAUUAGAGAAUGAAGACUUUGUUGUUUUAUUAUUUUUUGUGAUUGUCUUUUUGAUCUUCUUUCUUUUGCAUAUCUACCAACAGAGACAACUUAGACAGAGGCGUGAAAACGGCGAGGCACCAAAUGCUCCGAACAUUGAGUUCAACUUCCGUGUUGUUGCCAUAUGA
Molecule: messenger RNA, 2271 nt
Organism: Hansenula anomala
Lineage: Eukaryota; Fungi; Ascomycota; Saccharomycetes; Phaffomycetales; Wickerhamomycetaceae
Gene: HRD3
Product: ubiquitin ligase complex subunit HRD3
Exons: 2
Coding region: 1-2271 (756 amino acids)
Molecular function (GO): protein binding
Source: RefSeq, a predicted model, not a curated record